Penicillium concentricum is the source of this 798-nucleotide messenger RNA. RefSeq lists its product as uncharacterized. The coding region runs from base 1 to 798 and encodes 265 amino acids. The record is from RefSeq and is a predicted model, not a curated record. The transcript has 4 exons. Gene Ontology annotation, cellular component: membrane. Lineage: Eukaryota; Fungi; Ascomycota; Eurotiomycetes; Eurotiales; Aspergillaceae.
AUGUCCUUUAAGGCAGAUAUAAGUACGCUUUUCUACAUUCUGUUUAUUGUGGGAGGGGCCAUCUCCUUGGUCCUUGGGGCGAUAUCUUGGGCUCGCACCUCCGCAUUGCAUCUUCCUUUACCGACAUGGGUUCCAGCCGUCGCGACCGUAGUUCCCCCGACCACUUUACUCACCCUAGUGGCCCAGCAAAUCUUUUCUACCCGCUUGAACAACGAGACAGCUCGCAAUCGUCGAUGGAACACAACACUUGAUAUUUUAAAUCAGGCCCAGACAGUCAUAUCGACCAUCGUGGCUACAGCAGCACUUGCAUACCUCUUUCCUGACACAACCCUCUCUUGUAAUCUGAAUCAAAAAUGGCAGGAACUUUUCCAGUCGAAGAAUUCGGACGUGAUCCGGUCAAUCCAAGAUAAACUCCGAUGCUGUGGUCUCAGAAGUGUCCACGACAGGGCAUGGCCUUUCAAGGACCGGAACCACGGGGACAAUGCAUGUGAGUUGCAACUGGGCUAUCAGAGGAGUUGUUUUACCCGUUGGAGAGAGCACCAGCAGCGUACGUCUUGGAUGGUUUUUGCGGCGGCAGUUUUUGUUCUUGCGGCGAAGAUAGCUUUUGUCCGGCUUUCCGGCCAUCGAACGAGUUGGAUGGGCGCAGAAUCUGCGAGCAGGAGGACUGAAUACCAGCGUAUUUCACACCCGGUGAUGCAGGGUGAAGGGGACAAUGAGAAUGAUAUCGAUGAGGAGGCGCGGAGGAUAUUACUACCCCAGUCGAACACCGAGCAUAGAAACCACUGGGAGGUAGAUUAA